Arabis nemorensis is the source of this 651-nucleotide messenger RNA. Lineage: Eukaryota; Viridiplantae; Streptophyta; Magnoliopsida; Brassicales; Brassicaceae. The record is from the annotation of a GenBank genome assembly.
AUGGAUUUUACGGAUUCAGAGACACAACCUCCGGAUGAUUUAUCARAUUUGGAAACAAAUUACAAUAAUAUGCCUCCUCCACUUGCUCCAGAAUGUAACAGUUUCAAAUGGAAAGUACAAGUGAUWGAUUCUGGAGGUUUACUUGGAUCGUGGUUAGGUCAAUUAAGCCAUGAUCUGAAUUUGCUACCCAUUAACUACAUCGAUUGGACGACUGUUAAUCCUCACACAAAAGAAAGGGCAUGGGAAGUAAUUCAGAAUCAACCUGUGGUCGUURCRGAGGACCAGUGGCAUCAUUUCGUUCYCAUAAGGUUCAGUGAAAAGUGGCAGGUAUGGAGUAUUCGUUGGAUACUUAUGGGUGUGAUUGUCGUUGAGCUGGAGAGACAAGUGACAGGAUUAGUUGAUCAAGUCAAUGGAUUGACUUCGUUCGUCCAACAGAUACUUGGUUCUUCAACCCCUGAACAGGCAAGGAUAUGGGCGAGAAGUUUUGCAACAACUUUUGCAGAAAUACCAAAUCCAGCUUUGCAGAAAUACCAAAUCCAGCUUUUGCAAACAUACCAAGUCCAGCUAAUUCUUAGGAAAUGGAUGAUGGUGCUAAUGGAUAUGGAAACAGAUAAUGGGGAUGAUGGGGCCAAUGGAUAUCAAAAUGCUUAA